AUGACACCAGGAGGCCCCACUCUGGGCCUACUGCAACUAGGAGUCCCUUUUCUGGACCUACAGCAACCAGGAAACCCCAUUCUGGGCCUACUACAACUAAGAGUCCCUAUUCUGGGCCUACAGCAACCAGUAGUCCCUGCUUUGGGCUUACCACAACCAGAAGACCCUGCUCUGGGUCUAGUGCAACCAGGAAUCCCUGCUCUGGGCCUACAGCAACCGGAAGUCCCCAUUCUGGGCCUACAGCAACUAGGUGUCCCUGCUCUGGGUCUACUGCAACUAAGAGUCCCCGUUCUAGGCCUACUGCAACCAAGAGUCCCUGGCUCCAUUGGCAGAACAGGUCGCCGCCACCGGCUUACCAAGGGUCUUGCAUCUACCACCUUCCCCCAAGAUAUCCCGUUGCCUGCACCACCGCCUUGGAAAGUUCACUGCCCCUGGCUGUCCCGAACGCUGGAAGGGCGUCGCCACAGCCUCCAGUUGUUGUAUCUGCUGCUGCCCCCAAUCACCAGGAGGAGCCAUCAUUCCACGUACAACCCGGUUUAUUCCACUCCGAUUUCCCAUCUGCCACAAACGGCUCCAAAGCAACAAGAAACAAAAGAAAAAACUUCAGCAGAACUUCAGUCUCUUCACCAACACUUCAGUAUAUUGCUUGUCAACACCACUUCAGAUGCACUGAGGAAGUUCUACUGCUGCCUCGUUCUAGCUCUUGACAAUUUUGCCGCAGGUGGAGUCACUCGUAUGACAGUGUCCCUGGUUGUGAUCAUGUUUGAGCUAACCGGUGGAUUGGAGUACAUUGUACCGUUAAUGGCUGCAGCAGUGACCAGCAAGUGGGUGGCAGAUGCCUUUGGGAAAGUGGGUAUCUACGAAGCACACAUCCACUUGAAUGGCUACCCUUUCUUGGAUUCAAAGGAUGAGUUCAGGCACCGGACCCUGGCCACUGACGUGAUGAGGCCCAGGCGGACUGAGCCCCCGCUCUCAGUGCUGACCCAAGGCAGCAUGACCGUGGAGGAUGUGGAGACCCUUAUUAAAGACACGGAUUACAAUGGCUUCCCUGUGGUCGUCACCAAGGAAUCGGAGCGGCUCAUUGGCUUCGUCCAAAGAAGGGAUCUCAUUCCUGCAAUCAAAAAUGCAAGAAAGGUACAAGAUGGAGUGGUCAGCAAUUCCAUUGUGUAUUUCACUGAAGAUCCACCACCGUUACUUGGCAACAGCCCAUGCCCGCUCAAACUGCGGAGGAUUCUCAACCUGAGCCCCUUCACGGUAACGGACCACACGCCCAUGGAGACGGUGGUGGACAUAUUCCGCAAACUCGGCCUCCGACAGUGCCUGGUCACUCGCAGCGGACGUCUCCUGGGCAUCUUAACUAAAAAAGACGUGCUAAGACACAUGGCCCAAAUGGCCAAUCAGGACCCGGAAUCCAUCAUGUUUAAUUGACCACUCGUGUGCCCACUGUGCUGCCUUGCCCAGUUCAGUUUUCGAAGCUAAAUGGCAGAACAAAUCCUCAGGACAUGGUGGCUUCUCAGUGAAAGGAAUUUUGAUCACAGGAUCCGCCAGAACUCCUCGCAAACACAGACUCGUUCGGAAGAGGACUGGACUAAGAGGUGAAGACUGCCUCAUGGCGAGUUCACUGAGGUCUUUCAGAUGACCGGAGAAUGAGGAGCCAAAACUGCAGCUGUGUUGUCAAGUCUCAUGUUAUGGUUGAUGCUGUAUCUGAUGUUAAUGGCCAGCUUUGUCCCAGAACUACGCCCACUAGGGGUAAAACAGUAGAGGUUAAUCAAUGUAAUAGCAUGUCGAUAUUGGUCAGUGGUGUAGCAAACACUAGGUAAGAGCUACCAUACGAGGCAAAAAAAGGGAAUAGUCCUUAAAUCUGUUUGGAUUGAUGCUUCAUAUAGGAAAUGUCAGUAUUAAAAAUACUCGCACAAUUUCCUCACUUAUCCAUCGAGUUUGGAAGAAGUGUGAUGAGUGACAAUAAAUUGUGUUCACGUGUUAUGUAGAAUUCUACAGCCCAAUUGGACUGUGCUAAUGUUUAUAAUCCACUUGAGCCUCUGCCUAUCCAAUUUCUUUUCAAACUAUGAGUAUCUCCUUCUUUUCACUUCCUCUCAUGCAUUUACCUUCCCCUUAAAUACAUUGGUGUGAACACUUUCUGCCCUAGCCUAAGCAACAACAGUUUAACUCAAUCAAACCAUGGUAUCCCUAUAGUGAAUCUGCAGUGUCCCCCUACUUCAAGGUCAGUAUAACUUUCUUGUGAUGGGCAGUGGGAGGAGGGCUAUGAGGUGCUCUGACCUGGGAACAGUAUUCUAAAGGGGAGCUAACCAGAGCUGUGUAGCUUCCACCCCUUAGUAUCUCAGUCCUCAUGAGCUAUCAAGUUAUGUUUAGAAACACUAGACAGUUUUGGAAGGGAGGAGCUGCACUAUGCCAAUAGAAUUCCUUCCUGUGCCAAGUUUUAUAAUCCACUGCUGUCGACUCAGAACUCUAUAUGACUAGUGUGCACCUUGAGGAUUUGAUCUGUUGUGGGGCCCCACAUUCAAAAGGAAAAUUUUGCAGAAACACUGUUCCCAUCAUGUAAAGCUCUCCUAUAGUUGCUUUCAAAGGUAAAAUGAAGGCUUUGGAAUUAACACUGGAUGUGUUCAUAAUUUAGUUGCCAUAUGGGGAAAAUUGCUCAUAUGGAGAUUUCUUGCUUUCAUGACUGUUGCGUUGUGCAACUUGCUUUUUUCAUUUGGAUACCAUCAAACCUGACUAACAAUUAUCCGUGGUUAAACCAAUGUGUCCUAUGAGUUUCACACUGAAGAUACAUGGUAUUGAGGAAAUUGAAGCCUCGGCAUUGAACAAUGUCACAAUGACUGCUCACCUGACUUUUCCUACUGUCUUCUGUCUGACUUCCCAGCUGCAAUUCUCAUCCCAACAAGUUUAAUCACUUCCAGCAGAGCUCCUGAUGCCUUCCUCAUUGCUGCGACAUGUCUGCAACCCUACCACCCUUCGAGAUCCCUCCAACUCUAUGUUUUUGCACUCCACUCCUCCAGCAAUGGCCCAUGCCUUUGGCUGCUCACACCCCAGCUUCUGGAGCUUCCUCGUUUAACCACUGCUCCUCUCUACUUUUCCUGUCCUGUUAAGCCACCCCGUAAACCUACCUCUUUGACAACACUUCUGGUCAUUGAUCCUGAUGUUGCCUUAGUCAGCUUGAUCUUUUUUUUAGUCUGGUAGUGCUCCAACUGCACUAAGCGUGCUAUAUUAGUGCAAGCUGUUGUUGGGAUAGAUUGCAAUCAACAAUGGAACUUGCCAAUUUCAAGUGUAAUUGUAAUGUAAUUGACAGUUGGUUUGUGAAGCUGGAAAGCACUGAGUCUUUGAUGCGGUAUUUGGAAGCCCUCUGUACACAGGAGGAUUCCCAUUUCGUAUUAAAAUGGGAGCUAUGGACUUUAACCAAUGGUUAAGCAGAACAGUUUCUUUUUAAAACCUUUAAGCACUGUAUCAAAUAAGAAUUAUUCUUAGUAUGUCAUCUGCAUUUGUUUCAGGGGAAAGCUGUAAAAUGACACAAUUGUUUGCAUGUUGAAAUGUAUUAAAUCAGUAACGUUA
This is a messenger RNA of Chiloscyllium plagiosum (whitespotted bambooshark), 3564 nucleotides long. NCBI's taxonomy places the organism in Eukaryota, Metazoa, Chordata, Chondrichthyes, Orectolobiformes, Hemiscylliidae. The record is from RefSeq and is a predicted model, not a curated record.